CUUUCUCUGUGAUUACUCAGUGGGAUGGAAGUGUUUCCAUUGUGUGCACAAGUUUGGGAGCAUGGGCCCAGGUUCAAAUUUAAGACCCAUCUGCAUUAUACAUUUAAAGCAGUAUCAUACCACUUUAGACAACCAUGACUUCCCUGACGGAAUCCUGUGCUGAGCAUUGUUAGGAGACCCCAAAGUCCCCUCACAGAGCUACAAUUCUGAAGAGAAUGCACCAAAAUAUUUGUGGCAUCUUCUCACUGAUAUGCACAUUUUGUGUGGUAUUCAAGGUACAUGAGGAUUUUGAAUUCUGCACUUGUUAAAAUGCCAGAUCCGCCCCCACAAACCACAGAAAAGCCAUAAUCUGCAGUUAGAAUAAAUGAUGUUCAUUUAUUUUUGCACAUAUUAAUUUGAUUUGCGCAUUUCCUUAUUGGUCAUGUUCUUGAAGGUGUGUCUGCAUAUACGUCUGCAUAUACAGAAUUUGAAAUGGUUUUUCUAUGCAUUUUGUUGCAGCUACGGGGAAUUUGUUUAAGAAUGUUGAGAGGUUGGGGAAAGAGACAAGGGAGAUAUUAAAAGCAGAAAGAUGAGGAGUAGGGCUUGGGGAAGGGGAAAGACCUUGAUCUGAAGAUUAACCCCCCCCACACACACACCCCUCACAAACACACACAACACACCUAGUGCUACUUACCGGUACAUAAUUUCUUGUUCUGCCCACAAUUAUGAGGAGUGGUAUUUGGUUAUGUUCAAGGACAAAUCCUGAUGAUUCAAUAAUGCUUGUUCUGACUUUUUAGUGUCCUCUUCUACAUACUCUCUGGUACUUGUGUAUUCCUCAGCCUCAAGAGGGUUGCCGGCUUUUAAAUCAGUCUCUGUAGCUGUGCCUUUUUAAUGAUUGCUUAGUUUACAUGCAGCUACGCACCAAUGAGAGCAGCAUCUCUCUGCAGUAAAGAGAAGGCUCCUAAGCUUUGAAGCUUUGCAUCUAAUAGAGUCAAUUCCACAAAAUGUAACUUCCUCUCUCUCCCUCCCACCCUCUCCACACUCUGCGGCACCAAUGUAGGAAAAGCCACAUGUGUAUUAUUAUUAUUUGGGGGGGGGGGGUGUUUGUAGAAAUGCUUGCUAUGAAACCUGGCAGCUCCACAUGGGGCAUAUUUGGAGCAGAAAGCCUGAGCUCCCCCAUUUUGUGCGGGUGUGAAGUGAGCUCUGUGCCUUUCCAGAAUGCCAGCUCCAGCGAGAGCCUGCUUUAGUUCUGCACAUCUCACUGCUGUUAGGCUGCCAGUGAAAGAGUAGACCAGCUGGAAACCAGUGUAUCUAUGCUAGGCAUGCCCAUCGGUUUACGUGGAUCAACUCUGAGUAGAGUAGCGCACUGCACGCGACAACUAUACUUUUAUAUCGAGAUUUGUAGCAUGUUGGCAUUAAGGAUUUAAUCCUUUGGAUUCCUAUGCUCUGCAAAGGGUAAGCUGCUUUGGUGAGAUGUUUCACUCCCUUCCUCUCCGCCCCAACUGUAUUUCUGAGCAGCAGAGGCAAGAAGCCUGCAAGGAGAAAAGAGCAGAGGUCCCCGGCUCCUGGUUUAGCCUGUGAUCGCUUUAGGCAGGGAUCACCCACCUUCUCGUGUCCUCCUCGCUGCCCCUUUAAGACCCAACUUUCUCUCUGCUCCGCUCCCUCAUCAAAACACCAGCAACACGUGCCUGCUCACGUGUUCCCAAUCCCGAGCAGUCUCCUGUUCCCCCUCCCGCCGCCUCGCCAUUGGCCAAAACUGGGUCAGGCUCCUCCCAUCUGCUGCUCUGCUAUUGGCCAAAUCUAGGUCAGAGCCCCACCUGCCCCAUGGCAGGCGCACAUGACAGAACGGGAAGGGCGCGGGACGGGGGAGCUGUGUUUGCAAAUCUCGGGCUCUUGGGCUGCCGAUUGGAAGAGAAGGUCGCUCUUAGCUCCGCCCAUUGGGCCCUCGCGGCUCCUCCCACUUCGAAUGUUGCAAAAGGAGGGGGGAAAGACCCAAGACAGUUGCAAAGUGCUUAGAGGAAAGUAACUGGAGCAAUUUUUAUUUAUUUGUAAUUUUUUUUAAUUAAAAAAAAAUUGGUUGUAGAUUCGCAUUUGGGGGAAAGCCGAGGCGAAGGAUUCUGGAAAGCGGCAGGAUCUGCUUUCGGUUUCCCUUUAUUUUUAUAAUAAUAAUAAUACUGAUUAAUAAUAAAAGGAAGGUGCGAAGAGGUUCCCCUACACUCGGAUUCCCUCAUUGCCUGCGGAGAAGACGGGGUCUCCCCUCCCCAUUUAUAGAUCAUCACGGGCAUCCCUUUUCCAGCCUAUUUAGGAUCUGACUGGAAGAAAAAGCAGCGGAGAUCACCCGCCGCUGCCGCUGCUGCUGCAACUGCGAGAUCCUUAGAAAAGGGAUCGACUGGACAUUUUGGAUUUGCUGACUUUUCCGUUUUCCUUUGGCGCCUUAAAUCUGCUUAAGCUCUCCGAAAGCUGGUGACUUUUAAUUCUAGGGGAAAUAAUUUUGUUCUAGCAAGAUUGGAAAUACAACCCUCCCGUUCCCUAGGGAAAUCUCGUUGGAUCUCAGGAACUCUUUACUCCACCCCGCUCCACAUUUUCCAAUAACUUCAUCGCAAAUAUAUAUAUAUAUUUCUUUUCUUUGCUCAUCUUUUGUGGAGAUUUUCAGAGCCUGUUGGCUGCUAAUUUUGGAUCGGAGUGAGGCAAGGUGGGGGCCAUCGCCUGCCCCUCCGGAGGCUUGUUUCCAGGCUGGUGGCAGGAGAGAGAGAAGACAGCCGCCUCCUUUAAAAUAAAAAAUCGCACCCCCAAACCUACACCUCAACUUCCUUUUCCAGUCGAGCAUCUAAUCGGUGAAUCUCCCUCGGGGGUAUCUGCUGCUGUUUUCCACAAGGACCAUUUUGUUUUUAUUCGUUGUCCCUUGCUUGACACCAUAGAAGGGCGAAAAAAGCAAUUUUCAGCGGUGGGCACCUCCUGGAUCUUCGUGUUGCUGUUGCUGCCGCUUUCGCUAUGGCCCGCCCAGCCACACAAAGUAGCCCGGCUCCUAGCCCAAUGCUCGCCUCUCCUCCUUUGGGACUAGCCACCCCGAGCUCCGCGAUGGUCAGUCUCAAGAGCCUCCUUCAGGGACCGGUCAAAAGUCCCGACCGCCGAGGGGCCAAGGACCUGGGCUCAUGUGUCAUCAAAGACAAGGAACGCAAAAUGGAGGACGACCUGAGCAUUUCGCGGCCUGGGCACUGCGCCUACCUGGGCUCCCUUUUGUGGGAACGCACGCUGCCCUACAACGAGAUUGAAUAUGUUGACUUGGACGAGUUUUUGCUGGAAAACGGGCUGCCCCCGAGCCCAGCUCACCAGCCCUUCUCGCCGGGCAGCCAACCCACUGCCUCGCCUUCCAGUGGGGUGGUGGUGGACCUUAGCCGCCCGGCCUCUUGUGCGUCGUCAUCUUCCAUCUGCUCCUCGUCUGGCGAAGGCCUAGUGGGUAGCGAUUACGACCACCACGGCAGCAGCAGCCAAACAGGUCCCGUAACACCUGUGUCCCGAAGCACGCCCAGCCCUGUGGACCCCGAGGGCGUGGAGGUCCUCAUGAACUUUGACCCUGACCCUGCCGACUUGGCACUGUCGAGCAUCCCGGGGCACGAGACCUUCGACCCCCGCAAGCAUCGGUUCUCCGAGGAGGAGCUCAAGCCACAGCCCAUCAUGAAAAAAGCACGGAAAAUACAGGUCCCGGAUGAUCAGAAGGACGAGAAAUACUGGAACAGGCGGUACAAGAACAACGAGGCAGCCAAACGUUCGCGGGACGCCCGCCGCCUGAAGGAGAACCAGAUCACGGUCCGGGCAGCCUUCCUGGAGAAGGAGAACGCCGUCCUGCGCCAGGAAGUGGCCAACAUCCGCCAGGAACUGACCCGUUACCGCAGCAUCCUCUCCAAGUACGAAUCGCAGCACGGCACCUUGUAAGGCCCGCGGCAGCAGACGGCCGCGCUCUUCUCCACCGCUCCACCGCUCUGACGCGGUGGGGCCACCCUGGUUUUUCAACCCUGACCCCCCCGUCUUCCCGAACCGGGCAAACAAAUAAUCAAACAACAGAUGUUUGGAAUAAGGGGAAAGGUCCCGAGGCGGACGAUUCCCCACGUGCGGGGACUGCCGUGCUCCGGGUGCUCGACAGAAGGGAUAAGACUUCCUGGGUUUGGCCUGAGCUGAC
This is a messenger RNA of Zootoca vivipara (common lizard), 4156 nucleotides long. It is a transcript of the gene DBP, whose product is annotated as D-box binding PAR bZIP transcription factor. Lineage: Eukaryota; Metazoa; Chordata; Lepidosauria; Squamata; Lacertidae. Gene Ontology annotation, molecular function: RNA polymerase II cis-regulatory region sequence-specific DNA binding; DNA-binding transcription factor activity, RNA polymerase II-specific. Gene Ontology annotation, biological process: regulation of transcription by RNA polymerase II. Gene Ontology annotation, cellular component: nucleus. The record is from RefSeq and is a predicted model, not a curated record.